AUGGGUAAUGGAAUCGGGGCAGUCCUAGUAUCCCCAAACGGAGAUCAUUAUCCCUUUACUAGUAAAUUAGAUUUUGAUUGCACGAACAAUAUGGAAGAAUACGAAGCAUGCAUCAUGGGUAUCCGUACAACCAUAGAAUGCAAGAUCAAAGUAUUGGAGGUAUAUCGGGAUUUUGCACUAGUGAUCUAUCAACUCAAAGGUGAAUGGGAGACGAGAGAUUCCAAGUUGAUUGAGUAUAGAAGGCUGGUCCUAGAGUUUAUUAGAGAGUUCGAAGGCACCAGCUUCUGCUACCUCCUACAAAAUGAAAAUCAGAUGGUUGACGCCCUGGCUAGUUUAACUUCCAUGGAAGAAGAAAAGGAUGACCACCCUUGGUACCAUGAUAUACUGCGAUAUAUAAAGAGCCAUGAGUACCCGGAGCACGCAACUGAGAACGAUAAAAGGACUCUAAGGAGACUGGCCAAUGACUAUGUCUUAGAUGGGAGAUCCUAUAUAAAAGAAGAAAGGAUUAGGUGCUACUAA
Messenger RNA from Gossypium raimondii (Peruvian cotton), 519 nucleotides. RefSeq lists its product as uncharacterized. Bases 1 to 519 code for a protein of 172 amino acids. The transcript is spliced from 2 exons. Gene Ontology annotation, molecular function: RNA-DNA hybrid ribonuclease activity; nucleic acid binding. The record is from RefSeq and is a predicted model, not a curated record. Lineage: Eukaryota; Viridiplantae; Streptophyta; Magnoliopsida; Malvales; Malvaceae.